UAGAAGAAAAACUAAGUAUUGCCGAGGACGGAGAAAAAGAGAGAACGCGGUUACGAAUAGCGAAAAAGGUUUUCUUUCUUCUUCUUCUUCUUCUCUAGAUCGAUCGAACUGUGGAGAAGAGAAGAAACUAUAUUCGUCGGAGAUCCCGGAGCCGAAAUUGAAUCAGCCGCCAUUUCAGCUCUCUAAGUAAGUACCCAUGAAGCGAAGUUACUACACUAGUGUCGGCUUGUCGUUGUCUUCUUCUAUUUCCAUGGCUUGUCUCUGUGUUUUUCUCUUCCUCUUCAUCAGCCUACCAAUUGUUUCUGCUUCCAUUUCACUUUCAGAUGAUAUAUUUAUCAAUCGAGUUUCAAUCGGUCGUAAUAUUCUUCAAGCUAAGAAAGGUUGUUCUGUAAACUUUGAGUUUCAAAACUAUACAAUCAUCACUAGUAAAUGCAAAGGACCACAUUACCCAGCAGAUAUUUGUUGUGCUGCCUUUAAAGAAUUUGCUUGCCCUUUUGCAACUGAAAUAAGUGAUGACUCUACUGAUUGUUCAUCAACCAUGUUUAGUUACAUCAAUCUUAAUGGUAAAUACCCACCAGGACUUUUCGCAAGUGAGUGUAAAGAAGGGAAGGAUGGACUUGCUUGUAUUGCACAACCACCACCAUCUCAAUCUACUUCUGCUGCUGAUCAUUCUAUUGGGAUCUCAUGUUUACCUUCAUAUUCACUUCUUAUAUCCACUUUUCUUCUGUUGGUGGCAGCAGCAUUUCAACUAUUUUGAUCUAUAUCGGAAAUGGUUCGGGUUUGUAGACUUGAACUCGUGAUCAUGAGGACACGAGUUCUUGCGAUUUAUUCAUUACUAUCGUCUUUGUACUAGUAUUAAAUUUGUUCUUAUCACAGCCAUCAGAAAACAAAACAUGUUGUAUGUUGUAUUCUUAUUGUUAAUAAAGACCCACUAUCUUGUUA
This is a messenger RNA of Impatiens glandulifera, 942 nucleotides long. Its product is annotated as GPI-anchored protein LLG1-like. Lineage: Eukaryota; Viridiplantae; Streptophyta; Magnoliopsida; Ericales; Balsaminaceae. The transcript has 3 exons. Bases 197 to 757 code for a protein of 186 amino acids. The record is from RefSeq and is a predicted model, not a curated record.